Molecule: messenger RNA, 752 nt
Organism: Zingiber officinale
Lineage: Eukaryota; Viridiplantae; Streptophyta; Magnoliopsida; Zingiberales; Zingiberaceae
Exons: 3
Coding region: 56-391 (111 amino acids)
Source: RefSeq, a predicted model, not a curated record
CUGUAAAAUAUAGGGAUCCUAUUGAAAUUUCUAAACUCAGCUGGUCUUUCUAUAAAUGAGACUUCGCCCUAAACUACCCAGAUUUCUGCCGAGUCUUCUCGUCUCCCGACUGCUUGCCGACGCCGCCGGGAUUUUCCAGUUCCUUCCCGUCUUUGGAUUUCGCUGCUGGCGUCGUCGGGGUUUGCUCAUUCCUUGGCGUCUUCCCAUCGCCGCUCCUCCUCGCCACCGCCCAGCGAUAAGGCCUGAUCUCGCCGGAUUUCACCAAAGCAAAUUCGACAGGGAACUGGAUUUAAAUUGUUGGUUCUGCAAACGAAGCCGAAUUUUAGGGUGUUCAAACUUGUUUAAUAAGUUUUCAAAGAGACCGGUAGAUGGUCUGGAAUCACGAACGUAACAUACUGGACAUAUUUUGAUGAGCACAGUGUAGCCAAGAUCCAUUCUAAAACCUUAGCGAAGAUGAAGCCAAGGAGAUAAUGCUUUGGCGUAACACUGUUUGUGUGCUUGCCAUCCCUGUAAAACCCCUUGCAUUGUUUAUCAUAGCAGUGAGCCCGAGCACCAAUUCUGAACAUUCAACCACAACUUGUAUUGUACCGAUGACUUCCUCUUUGUUACAUACAAACUGCAGCGUCUUCUACUUACCUGUGUAAGACCGAAUUCUGCCCCUGGAUUUCUUUUCCUGAAGACCGACUAAAAAACCACCACUUUGUCGCCAUGUACAACUUGUGCUCCAUCUAUUCUAUGAAUAGCUUCAAAGA